AUGUCUCUCUUGUAUCAGCAUUGGAUACUCCUCUUGUUAUUCUUCGGGGCAGGUACCUUCAUAUUUACCGACGAAACUCCAGACAUGAGUCCUCGUGAGGAGGUUUUGAAGGAUACUCCAGGUCAAUCUCACGAUCGUAGACAACUUGGUGGUGCUUCAACAAGUGUUUUACAUCUGUCUAAAUUGGAGGCCAGUCUGAGCAUGAGCAAUGAUUCUUUUGACAGGGAAGCACUGGUGCAGUUUACGAGGGGCAUAAGCGGAGAUCCGAGAGGAGCGCUUGCCGACUGGAAACUCAAUAACACCGAUCACGUCUGCUCCUGGAGUGGGAUUGGAUGCAAAAACCAGCGGGUAGCCUCCAUCAAUUUGGAAAGGAAGGAGCUCAAGGGAGUCAUCGGUGAUUCCUUGGGAAAAUUCCCUCAUCUGCAAACGUUGAAUCUCUCUGGUAACCACUUUGUUGGGCCUAUACCUGUAAGCCUGGGCGAGAGCAAGUCAUUGGUUAUUUUGGACCUGAGCUGCAACUCACUGCAAGGCCAAAUUCCUCGUCAGUUAGGCCGCCUGAAGUCAUUGAGUUCACUUCGACUAGAUUUCAACUCGGAUCUAUCGGGACUCAUCCCAGAAGAUUUGGGGAAAUGUUCUAAUCUGUCUGAACUGAUCAUUGGAUUCACCAACAUUACUGGGCCUUUUCCUCGUUUGGGAAAUCUCAGUAAGCUAGAGGUGUUACACAUAUACUCGAAUCCAAAUCUUGGAGGCAUGAUCUCCAAAGAUUGGGGCGCCCUAUCUGGAAGUUUAACAGCCCUUCUGUUGGAGAACAAUUCUCUUGUGGGAGAGAUACCCUCCGGGAUAGCUAGGCUCGCAAAACUAGAGCAUCUCUCAUUAAGGCAGAAUAACCUGACAGGCUUGAUCCCCGCGGAGAUCAGACAGCUUCUGCAUCUGAAAACCAUCGAUCUGGGAUUUAACAACUUCUCUGGAGAUUUAUCGAGGUCAAAUGCUUGGUCGAGCCCGUUGGAAAAGCUGGAUCUGAGCGUGAACAGUUUUGAAGGAAUAGUUUCAAACAUCGUGAAGGCGCUCAACUCGAGCUCGCUGAAGUACCUGGAUUUGAGCAACAACUCGCUGACAGGCAGCCUUCCCCCAGAGCUUGGAGAGCUGGAGCACCUGGAGGUCCUGAACAUAUCCAACAACAUGCUCGAGGGACCCGUACCUGCUGCCUUUCGACGGUUGACUAACCUGACAGAAGGUCGCUUGAACAAUGCUGGUCUUGACGGAGCUGUCCUGGACACCUUUCAGCCUCUACAGCGUCUCCGUGUCCUCAGUCUGGCGAAGAACAACUUCAAGGGUAAUCUUUCAUUCAACUUCUCUACUUUGCUGGAAGAGCUCGAUCUUAGUACUAAUCUUUUCAGAGGGCAGAUCCCAGCAACUGUUAUCCACCUGGAAAAUCUGAAGAUACUGAGACUGAGUGAAAACCAGCUCGAGGGCAGUAUUCCUAAAGAGGUGGGACGCUUGAAGAGUCUGCGACAUCUAGACCUUGGGUCCAAUCUGCUUACAGGACCUAUUCCAAAAGAGGUGGGAAGCUUGAGGAGUCUCCAAGUGCUAGACCUUGGGUACAAUCAGCUCACAGGAUCUAUCCCGAAAGAGAUCGGAUCACUUCAAAACCUGACAGACUUCGUCCUUAGAGGCAAUAAUCUCAAUGGAACACUUCCCUCUGAGCUAUCACGGCUUUCUCAGUUGAGGAAGCUGCAUCUCAAGAGAAACUUUUUCGAAGGUAGGUUGUCAGAGAAGCUUCUAUCUGACAUGGUCAAUCUAGUAUACCUCGACUUCAAUGAAAAUAGAUUGUCAGGGCCCUUACCCAAAGCACUGGGGAAGCUGAAGUCAUUGCAGAAACUCCGACUGAACCUCAAUCAGUUCAGUGGAGGUAUUCCGCAGGAGAUCGGGAAUCUAGAGCAGCUGCAGGAUCUGGAUCUCGGGCUAAAUAGCCUCACAGGCAUCUUGCCUGACUCGAUCUCAAAGCUCAGAAAUCUCGCAGCCUUUCGUGUUCCCAACAAUCAAUUGUCUGGAUCAAUUUCUGGAGCGCUCACAGGUCUCAGCAAAUUAAGCAUUCUAAACCUGGGGCAUUGCUUGUUCAAUGAUUCUCUAGAAUCUUUGAAUGAGACUUUUGACUCCUGGAAAGGUUUGACAGAGAUGUACCUGGAUACAAACAGAUUCACAGGAUCUAUACCUAGCUCAAUCGGGGGAUUGGUAUUUCUAAAAAGUUUGUUCCUCCACAGCAACAAUCUCACAGGAGAAAUACCACGCGAGCUUGGGAACUUAGAAUUCUUGGAGGAUCUUAUGAUCGGUAACAACAGCUUGAGAGGAGAUCUACCUCGUGAACUGGGUAAACUUAGCAGGUUAACAAAAUUGGAUGCGUCCGCAAACAAUCUGGGAUCAAAAGUACCACCUGAGUUUGGGAAUCUCUCAAGUUUGAUCAACUUGACCUUGUACGAAAACGGUUUCACAAGUCUACCCGAACAACUAGGAUCUCUGUCACAGUUGGGAUCAAUCGUCAUUUACUCCAACCUUCUGCGCGGAAAUAUACCCAGGUCACUCUCCAACUGUUCAAGUCUCACAAUUUUGAAUAUGGGAGACAACCUAUUUACCGGCCAAGUACCGGGAGACUUGGGUAAAAUGACCAAUCUCCAAAUCCUGCACCUGGAUACCAAUCUCCUCGUAGGUGAAAUUCCGAAGGAGCUCGGACUGAUCCAAGGACUCGUAGGUCUCUGGAUCUUUGAAAACAAGCUGAUUGGAACCAUACCUGAUACCUUCUCGAACUGUACGAACCUUGAACGGCUGCGAGUGGCUCAUAACCAUCUGAGUGGAAAGCUCACCUAUGAUUUCAGCAAGAAUCCAUCAUUGAUGACUCUGUCGUUGGCUUCCAACCUCUUUGAGGGGACAAUCCCAGUCGGGCUCAGAAACCUCGAAAAACUCGAGGUGGUAGAUCUGAGCAAGAACAUGUUCAGUGGAUCAAUUCCUGAUGUCUCUUUCACAGGGAAUACAACGACGCUGUUGCGUGUUCUGAGCCUAGCGGGCAACAAACUGGAGGGCACGGUUCCAGCUUGGAUUUGGAGGAUGAGUUCUCUGCAGAUAUUAGAUCUUUCAGAGAACAAACUCAGUGGAAACCUCCCAGCAGCAGAUCUUCUUCAACUGAAGGGAAUGAAUGUCACGAGGCAAGUAACGUCCAAUCUGCAAGAUAGUGCUCUGUAUGAAGUGGUCUACAUAACCGUGAAUGGCCAGGAGCUGUUCUGGAAUUGGAUUCUUCAGACGGUCAUUAGUUUUGAUUUGUCCAGCAACAACUUCUCGGGUGAGAUCCCAGCUACUCUUGGUGCUCUUCACGGUAUCCUGUUUCUCAAUCUCUCGAGAAAUCAUUUCACUGGAUCCAUACCACCAGAGCUGGGAUCACUCGCCGAGCUGAGUUCCUUGGACCUCUCAUCAAAUCAACUCACUGGGCCUAUCCCCACUGAGAUCGCACGUUUGGGCUCGCUGGGAUCACUGCAUCUUGAGAACAACAAGUUGUCAGGGUGCAUCCCACUUAUGAAUAGUUUCAACACCAGGUACGGAAACUCCUCAUACUUGCCGGGGAAUCCUGAUCUCACUGGCGAUCCUAUCAACAGAACUUGCAAGCCUUACGUGCCGAUUGAGAAUCCCUCUAAAACCUUAAUGAACUUGAUGGACCGCGUUUCGGCAAAAGCAUUUGCAGCUGGUGCUGUUAUUGGAUUCUCUCUCGUCUGGACUUACAUAAUUUUCUCGAAAAGAGGUCGCAACUGGCUUCUUCGAGUACAUUCGAAUACGUUCUCAGAAAAUGAGUUUUCCACUGUAGUUCGUCAUCUGAGAGAUGCACUGGAAGCUCGACACAGGCCAAUUUAG
Messenger RNA from Marchantia polymorpha subsp. ruderalis, 3894 nucleotides. Lineage: Eukaryota; Viridiplantae; Streptophyta; Marchantiopsida; Marchantiales; Marchantiaceae. The record is from the annotation of a GenBank genome assembly.